ACUACUAUAUAUUAGUCUGUUUGGUGUCAAUGUUAAAGAUAAAGAGGGAUCAUAAGAACAUAAAUCCAUAUAGUAUAUAAGAUAUUGUAGACCCUUUGUAAGAGGACAAACCUUAGAAUGUCUUGGUUCCUUGUAAUACUGUUUCUGAUUGUAACAUUUGGUACAUUUUCUGAGGCUAGUCAUCAUCAUCAUCAUCAUCACAAGAAGCCUCUUUCUGCUGUUGUGGUUGGUACUGUUUAUUGUGACACAUGUUUUCAACAGGAUUUCUCCAUGGGAAAUCAUUUCAUUUCAGGUGCAUCAGUUGAAGUAGAAUGCAAAGAUGGAAAUGAAAUUUCAAAACCAAGAUUCAAGAAACAAGUCAAAACAAAUGAACAUGGUGAAUUCAAAAUCCAACUUCCAUUCUCAGUAAGCAAACAUGUAAAGAGAAUCAAAGGGUGUGUAGUGAAAUUAGUAAGCAGCAAUGAACCAUUUUGUUCUAUAGCUUCAGCAGCCUCAUCUUCAUCACUUCACCUAAAAUCAAGAAAACAAGGACUACACAUUUUUUCAGCAGGGUUUUUCUCAUUCAAACCACUUAAACAACCAAAUUUAUGUAACCAAAAACCAAGUGUUGUUCAAAACACAAAAAAACUUCUUGAUUCUUUGAAAAAAACUUCAUUUCCUCCCAAAAUUGAUCCUUCUUUUCCACCCCCACUUCAAGAUCCAAACCCCCCUAGUGGUGUUCUUCCUUUCCUUCCACCAGUUCCUUUAGUACCUGAAAUUCUUACACCAAUAUUGCCACCUGAAUUGUCACCACUAAUCCCUAGUGGAAUGACUAGUGAAGAAUCCAAAUACAAAUCAACUAAAACUUCAAAAAAUUUAGAUGAAAAAAAUGUAAUUAACCUUGAUACUUUUAACCUUCCUCCUAAUCCAUUUUUAUCACCACCAUUAGUCCCUAAUAAUCCAUUACAGCCACCAACUUCAACACCAUUAGUCCCUAAUCCACUUCAACCACCUCCAUUAGUUCCUAAUAAUCCAUUACAACCACCAAGUACACCACAUUUUCCUGAUCCAUUUCAUCCAACAAUUCCUUUAUUACAUCAAAUUCUUCCACCAAUAUUGUCACCAUUAGUCCCAAAUGGAAUGACUAGUGAUGCAUCCAAAUCCAAAUCAACAAAAACUACAAAAAAUGUUCAAUCAUUAGAUGAAAAAAAAGCAACUAACCUUGAUUCCUUUAACCUUCCUCCUAAUCCUUUUUUUCCACCACCAUUACUCCCUAAUAAUCCAUUACAACCACCAAGUACACCAACUAUUCCUAACCCAUUUCAACCACCAACUCCAACACCAUUAGUCCCCAAUAAUCCAUUUCUGCCACCUCCAUCAGGGUCAUCACCAUUGUUUCCUUUUCCGUCGGUACCAGGUUUAAGUCCUUCACCGCCACCUUCGUCACCACCAGGAUUGGCUUUUCCUUUUCCUCCAUUAUUCCCUCCACCUGGUAGUGGCACACCUCCUGCUUCUACAAAGAAUGUUUCUCCUUAACUAAAUGAGUACAUACUCAAAUUGGUCAUCAAAAUUGUAAGAUUGUAUCAAUCCAGUCCCUCAUAUUAUCGAUAUUUCAAAAUGAUCACUAAAAUUGCCGAAGGACUAGAAUGUCAUUAAAUUCGUUACAUCGGGAUGCAUUUGAUAACAUAUCUAAGAUGAAUGUGUUUAACCUUUUGCAAUUUCAGUGAUUAUUUUAAAAUAUUGAUAAUGUAGGGGACUAAAUUGAUACAUUCCUACAAUUUCAAUUACAAACUUGGAUAUUUAAAUAUAGCAGCUAAUAUCCUUGUAUAAUUCUGUAAUAACUCCUUCCAUGAUGUUUAGUGACUAAUACUGAAAAAAAUUGAAAUAUCACUGAUGUAUUAGUAAUAAAUUUUAAGGAUAAGGUUACCUUUGAGCUUCAA
Messenger RNA from Medicago truncatula (barrel medic), 1919 nucleotides. Its product is annotated as proline-rich extensin-like protein EPR1. The record is from RefSeq and is a predicted model, not a curated record. Lineage: Eukaryota; Viridiplantae; Streptophyta; Magnoliopsida; Fabales; Fabaceae. Bases 118 to 1515 code for a protein of 465 amino acids. The transcript has 2 exons.